Messenger RNA from Ctenocephalides felis (cat flea), 1261 nucleotides. It is a transcript of the gene Kr-h2, whose product is annotated as Krueppel homolog 2. Gene Ontology annotation, cellular component: endoplasmic reticulum; membrane. The transcript is spliced from 5 exons. The coding region runs from base 264 to 1082 and encodes 272 amino acids. The record is from RefSeq and is a predicted model, not a curated record. Gene Ontology annotation, biological process: membrane organization; endoplasmic reticulum tubular network organization. NCBI's taxonomy places the organism in Eukaryota, Metazoa, Arthropoda, Insecta, Siphonaptera, Pulicidae.
CAUCACGAAACCAUAGCACUGUUAUUGAGCACCCAGUCAACAUUCGUUCCAUUAACUCGUGUGAAUUUAUCUAUGGGAGCGAUUUUAAUACUUGACCUGUAUGAAUUAAUGACAUUUCGUAUUGUAUUAAUUAUUAAUAAGUAGUUUUUUCAUGUACUGUAAAUGAUUAGUCAUUAUGAUAUAUUAAAUAAUUUAUUUGAACACAUUAAGUAAUUGAAAGUUUAUGCAAAUUGUGCGAGUUUAGAAAUUAUAUAGGUUGCACUAUGGCGGAAAAUCAAGAAAGAGAUUCGAGGGAACAGCCUAGAGGUGCUGAUGCAUUAAUGCAACAUGUCGCCGCACACAAAGUAGAUGUAGGGUUAUGGACUAUUCGUUUACUAACGAUUAUUUUCACGAUUGGAUAUAUAAUACCCAUUUUCAGGUUUGUUUUUAUUGAAGUAAUAUUUUGUACAACACUCUUUAAAUAUUUAUUUUAUAGUUCAGCUGAAAGUUCGUACUAUAAAGCAAUAUUAGCUAAUGCUGCCACAAGUGCAUUAAGGUUACAUCAGCGAUUGCCAAGAGUUUCAAUCAGCAGACAGUUUUUAGCUCAAUUAUUUUUGGAGGAUUCCUGCCAUUAUCUUUUAUUCUCUCUAAUAUUUUUAUAUGUAAGUCCGGUGCUACUUGUGUUAUUACCAAUUGUAUUGUUUGCUGCGCUGCAUUCGGCUAGCUACUCAUUAACUCUUCUUGAUACUUUAGGCCAAAAUUCAUGGUGGGGAGCACGUUUAAUGAUAUCUCUUAUUGAGUUUCAAUCAAGGAAUAUUUUGAGACUCGCAAGUUUUUCAGAAAUUAUGAUUAUGCCCUUGACUGUUAUUCUUAUAUUUUUUGGAAGAGCUAGUCUUUUUACGCCGUUGAUGUAUUACCAUUUCUUAACGCUGCGAUAUGCUUCAAGGCGUAAUCCUUACACACGUAAUAUGUUUUACGAAUUGAGAUUGUCUGUGGAGUCAAUAGCUGCCAAACCAACAGUUCCUGAUUUUGUUCGAAAUGCUAUUUACACCGGAGUUACAAUGGUUUCGCGAUUAGCUCCAGUUGAACAACCUGUGCAGUGAACGCUAAUAAUGUUCUAACAUAUUUUUUUGAGCAACUAAUUAUUCACAUUUAAGGAUUUUACUUCAAUAAAAUUGUUGACUGCUUGGUAGCAAAUUAUUGAUGAUGCCGGGUAAUAGCUGUAUUAAUUAAUUAUAAUAAUGUCAUUGUAUAGGUAUAAUUUUGGGUAAUAUAUAAAUUA